AUGUUGGGUAUUUUUACAGUAGUAAUCACUUUUCAUCAACAAAAUGUGAGUAAACAACAACGACUCGAAGAUCGUCAACUAGCUCGUGAACAACGCGAACAAGAUCUGAACCUUUCAAGCCUUCAGCGUGCACAAGACAAAGUAGAUGCGCGACUUCAACGAGAACAAGAUUUGGCUCUCGCACGCCAGCAACGCGAAGAAGACCAACGACGGCGUGAACAAGACCUGAAUAUAUCCGAAAUUCAGCGAGAAGAACAGCGUAUACAACGCUUACAAGAUCUCAAGAUAGCUCAAGCAAAACUAGAUCAAGAAAAGAAUUUGACGCAAGAGCAACAUCGUAAUAGUGAACGAUAA
This is a messenger RNA of Rotaria sp. Silwood1, 354 nucleotides long. The record is from the annotation of a GenBank genome assembly. Lineage: Eukaryota; Metazoa; Rotifera; Eurotatoria; Philodinida; Philodinidae.